UAUUAAUCCUUUGGCUAGAAAAAGAAAAAAAAAAGGAGUCCACUCACCAAGAAAUCCAAAAUGGGGGCUCUAAGGCUACCCGCUUUAACUUCAUUCUUCACUGUCAGGUCGCCGGCGCCGGCCAUAAAACAGCGUCUCCGGUUACCUCUCCGGCGACCUUUCUCCACGGCCGAGAAAGUGGUGGGUGCAGUUGUUGAUAAAGAGAAAGAGAAAGAGAGAGUGAUAACACCACGUUCAGAGGAUUUUAAUGCUUGGUAUUUGGAUGUAAUUGCUAAUGCUGAGCUUGCUGAUUAUGGACCUGUUCGUGGUACUAUGGUUAUUAGACCCUAUGGUUAUGCUAUUUGGGAAGCUAUACAGGAGUACAUGAAUGUGAAGUUUAAAGAAACUGGACACAGUAACAUGUAUUUCCCUCAGUUUAUACCAUAUUCCUUCAUUGAGAAAGAAGCUAGUCAUGUUGAGGGUUUCAGUCCAGAAUUAGCUCUCGUUACUGUUGGAGGAGGAAAAGAACUUGAAGAAAAGCUUGUGGUCAGACCUACUAGUGAAACAAUUGUGAAUCAUAUGUUUACUCAAUGGAUUCAUAGUUACCGUGACCUUCCUCUCAUGAUCAAUCAGUGGGCAAAUGUCACGAGAUGGGAGAUGCGAACCAAACCAUUUAUUAGGACGCUUGAAUUUCUUUGGCAGGAGGGCCAUACUGCCCAUGCCACUGCAGAAGAAGCAGAAAAAGAGGCAAUGCAGAUGAUCGAUGUAUAUACGAAAUUUGCUUAUGAGCAAGCUGCAAUACCUGUUAUUGCAGGUAGGAAAUCGAGGGUGGAGACGUUUGCCGGUGCUUCAACGACCUAUACAAUUGAAGCAAUGAUGGGGGAUAGGAAAGCUUUACAGGCGGGCACAAGCCACAACCUGGGUCAGAAUUUUUCCCGUGCAUUUGGAACACAGUUCACAGAUGAAAAUGGGCUACGACAACAUGUCUGGCAGACAUCAUGGGCAAUUAGCACUCGCUUUGUGGGAGGUAUCAUCAUGACACAUGGGGAUGACGCUGGCUUACUGCUGCCCCCAAGGCUGGCUCCUGUGCAGGUCGUUAUUGUCCCAAUAUGGAAGAAGGACAAUGAGAAGACAGGAGUUUUGACUGCUUCAUCAUCCGUGAAAGAAACUUUACAAGCUGCAGGGAUAAAAGUGAAGAUUGAUGACUCUGAUCAGAGAACACCUGGAUGGAAAUUUAACUACUAUGAAAUGAAGGGAGUCCCUUUGAGGAUUGAAAUUGGCCCGCGAGAUGUAUCAAGUGGAACUGUGGUCAUCUCUAGAAGAGAUGUUCCUGGAAAGCAAGGGAAAGUUUUUGGAAUAUCCAUGGAGCCUUCAGCCCUGGUGGCUUACGUCAAAGACAAGUUGAAUGAGGUCCAAUCAUCGCUUUUGGAAAGGGCAACAACUUUUCGUGACAGUAACAUUGUGGACGUGUAUUCAUAUAAUGAGCUUAAGGAGGCAAUAGCUCAAGGAAAAUGGGCCAGGGGGCCUUGGUCAGCUGGUGACGAGGAAGAAUUGAAGGUGAAAGAAGAAACAGGGGCAACCAUUAGAUGUUUCCCUUUUGAGCAGCCUGAGGAACCAAUGAAGUGCUUGAUGACGGGCAAUUCAGCAGAUGAAGUUGCAAUAUUUGCCAAAUCUUAUUAGCAACUUCUGUCCAUGGUGAUUCUUGCUAAAUUGCAUCAACAGAAAUUUUUCGUUUUAGUUUGAGAUUUAA
Molecule: messenger RNA, 1729 nt
Organism: Lycium ferocissimum
Lineage: Eukaryota; Viridiplantae; Streptophyta; Magnoliopsida; Solanales; Solanaceae
Product: proline--tRNA ligase, chloroplastic/mitochondrial-like
Exons: 11
Coding region: 61-1659 (532 amino acids)
Biological process (GO): prolyl-tRNA aminoacylation
Cellular component (GO): mitochondrion; cytoplasm; chloroplast stroma
Molecular function (GO): proline-tRNA ligase activity; ATP binding
Source: RefSeq, a predicted model, not a curated record